GCUCGAAAGAACCGCUUCGAACGUCUCGUCAUUAGCGCACAGAAUCACCGCUCAGACGCACAGGCAGAGAUUUUGAGCGGUCAUGUGGUCAUUUAAUCCCAUCACAAUAGAGCCCAAGCUGAUCGAAAAGUGACUACAGGGUAAAACAAGGAUUCAGUCUCAAUAACCAUACAUCGCUCUCAUGUUAAAACAAGACUAAUAUGAAAACCUUUUGGAAACUCGUGUUUUGUGUAACUAAAAUAAACAAUUAAAUGGUUCAAAGAUUGCACUGCAGCACCAGUGCUGUCACCAUGACAACGUUAAUGCUCGCACGGUCAGAUGUGCGCGCGAGAGAAGAGUGAGGCAAACACACAACAGACUCCUCCAAACUAAGGAUUUCUCUACAGUACACUACAAGGAGACCGACUGAGACAACGAUGGACCCAGCAAAAUAUCCAGAGGUUACUCUUGUGAUUGGGAAGGUCACUCACCACAGUAUUGAGCUGAGUUGGAUGAAUGAAGAGAAUAAACCUCGAAAAGGCCCUCCUGAAUGCUGGACCCGCUUCUCUGUGGAGCAGAUGGACCCCAAAACACACACAUACAGCACCGUAUACAUAGGGUACGGCACUCAUCAUCUUGUAGAGGGCUUGGAGUCCAGCACCUCCUAUAAUUUUAGGCUGAGGGUCACCAGAGCCUCAGGGGAGUGCAUCCUCAGCCCUGUGGUCUCUGUCUUCACCACCCGAGAGCCUUUCAGUGGGAAGAACCUCCACCAGGCUGUGAACAGGGAGGAUGAGGAGGAGCUGACCACAGUUCUGCAGUCAGGAAUGGUUGACGUGGAUGUUUAUGACAAAAUGGGGUUCACCGCUCUCAUGGUGGCAGCACAGAAAGGUUUCACUGGCUUAGUGGACAUUUUAGUGAAGCAUGGAGCUGAUAUUAACAAGAGAGACAGCACUGGAAAGGACAGUCUAAUGCAGGCCUGUUUUGCUGGUCACCUGAACACAGUGAAGUAUCUGCGUAACUGCGGCUCCACAUGGCAGUCCCGAGACACGGACGGCUGCACGCCGCUCCACUGGGCUGUGGAUGGAGGACACCUGCCUGUCAUUAAAUAUAUAAUCCAGGAUGGUUGUGAGGUGGAUGUGAUGGAUAAAGUGUCUCUCUGGACUCCUCUCAUGCGUGUGUCAGCCAUCAGUGGAAACGCUGCGGUCGCCUCCAUCCUCCUCCAGGCUGGAGCUGAUGUAAACGUCCGUGACAAAGCUGGCAAGACACCACUAAUGGUUGCUGUGCUGAAUAACCAUGUAGAGCUGGUGAAACUUCUGCUUGACAGUGGGGCAGAUCACCACAUGAAGAACGAGUAUGGAGCAGGUGCAGCGGAUAUGGCAAAAGCAUUUGGGAGACAGAGCAUCAUAAACUUGCUGGAUAAUAUAAGCUUGGAAGAUUCAAAUCGACUGACAUCAGCAGGACAGUUCUGUUAUGGAGACAAGAAAUGAUCUUUAUCUUACUGUCAUAUUUUACACAUUACAUUAAAAACAAGUUUUAUGUUUCUGUAGU
Molecule: messenger RNA, 1527 nt
Organism: Cyprinus carpio (common carp)
Lineage: Eukaryota; Metazoa; Chordata; Actinopteri; Cypriniformes; Cyprinidae
Product: fibronectin type 3 and ankyrin repeat domains 1 protein-like
Biological process (GO): regulation of apoptotic process
Cellular component (GO): nucleus
Molecular function (GO): protein binding
Source: RefSeq, a predicted model, not a curated record